GGUAGAUCUAGGCUUCUUUGGCACUCCUUGCGGAACAAGCAGCUUACCAGGCAUAUCCGCCAUUACGGCGUCAUCGACCAUCGCGACUUCUUCUUCAUUCAUCGCUUCACGCACGUCGUGCACACGUAUUACCAACACUGACUCAACUGGCUGGUUGUACCGGAUUGUCAACGUUUUACCGUGUUUCAAGUCUGAGGUGUAUCACUUGCUAUCACCAUGACAACUGUACCGACCAAGAUUGUGCUGAAAAGCACUACAAGAAUGUCACUGAAUGAUAGGUUCUCCAACAUCGCACCGACGGUUCAGAACAUCCGCGCCAACGUGGCGGCUGAGCACCAGGUCUCGGCGGCUAACCGUCGCCUGGCCCAGCAGCUGGCCAAUCGGCCCGGAGUGCAGACGACUGCGCCAGGACUCUACCAGCAGCCACCUCCAGGGGUGCGCCAGGGAGGAAACUUUCAGGGCAACAAGAUGCGGGGGAAGAGGAACCUCCAGCAGAGGUUGGGGCAGCCCAACAUCAAGAACCGCCUGACCCUGCCCGCCGGGGACCAGAACAGAGGCAGGGGCCGGGGCAGAGGACGGGGCGGCAACAUCAUCCAAACCCAGGGCCCAGGGGGAGACAACCAGUGGAACGUCAACAGAAGAGGAAGGGGCGGCUUCUCCCCUCGCGGUGUGCGAGGCAGAGGGGUUUUCCGCGGGCGCGGUGGGAUCCGCGGGCGUGGGCGUGGGACCUUCAACAGGUUUAACGAGGAGAGCUAUAGGGGACUGAACUCUGGUCGCCGCCGCGGCUCCCGAAGGGGGGCAGGCCCUCAACCGGACAGACUGACGGGACAGAGCACUGUCAUCCGGCGCGGAGGAGGAGGGGGAGGGGCCCCCGGCGGUGGUCGCGGGAUGAGCCGAGGGGCCAGGAGAGGAGGGCCCAGGGGCGGGCGCGGUGGACGGGGCCGCGGCAACAACAACAACAGCGGGGCGCCCGUCACGCAGCAUGACCUGGACAGUCAGCUGGACACGUACAUGGCCAAGACCAAGUCGGUGCUGGACACGGAGCUGGACGCUUACAUGUUGGAGGCUAGUAGCUAGAGCAAUGUGUGUGUGUGUGAGAGAGAGAGUGAGAGAGAGAGUGAGAGAGAGAGAGAGAGAUAAAGAGGAUGUAAUUAUGUGGGGUGCUUAUGUUGGAAGCCUGCAGCUAGAGCAGUGUGUGGGUUUGUGAGAGAGAGAGAGAGGAUGAAAUUAUGUGGGGUGCUUAUGUUGGAAGCCUGCAGCUAGAGCAAUGUGUGGGUUUGUGAGAGAGAGAGAGAGAGAGAGGAUGAAAUUAUGUGGGGUGCUUAUGUUGGAAGCCUGCAGCUAGAGCAGUGUGUGGGUUUGUGUGAGAGAGAGAGAGAGAGAAAGAGAGAGAGAGAGAGAGCAGUUAAAAGCUCAUAUGUGUGUGGGGUGGCUUUUCUUGUGUGUUUGAUGAUGAUGAGUACAGUACGUGGUUGAUGCUGAUGUUGUAUGUGAUAGAGAGUAUAUAGAGUGAUAGUAGAGUUUGGUAGCAACAUUCUCGCGCUUGUGUCGUAUAUUUUGUGUGUCUGAUGAUGAUGAUGAGUACAGUACGUGGUUGAUGCUGAUGUUGUAUGUGAUAGAGAGUAUAUAGAGUGAUUGUAGAGUUUGGUAGCGACAUUCUCGCGCAUGUGUCAUGGUAUGUUUUGUGUGUCUGAUGAUGAUGAUGAGUACAGUACAUGGUUGAUGCUGACAUUGUAUUGGAUAGAGAGUGACUAUUAUUAAUUGAGGUUUGCAGUCACAGGUACAUGUGUGUGUGUGUGAUAGUAGGUUUUGUGUGUCUGAUGAUGAGUACAGGACGUUGUUGAUGCUCACACUGUAUUGUGUAUAGAGUGACUGUUUGAGGUUAACAGCAAGAGUCUUGAGUAGUCCGGUAGAUAUUGGUUUACUCUGUGCUUUGCCAUAACAAACUUUUGUUGUACGCAUAUAAAAAAUAUAAAAUAAAUCUUUGUCUGGUGUAAGAUUCUUGAAAAGGCUUCAUGCAUGUGUGGAAGUGAGGACUAUUCCACGUUAACUGAAGGGACAGUAAAAAGGCCUCUUUUGUCCCGUCAGUUACUGAAACUAAACUUGUCACGGAAUUUGCAUAAAGUACAUUUUUUUCAAAUGACUGCAUUUAAUAUUAUUCUUAAUAUUAUGUCUUUCAAAUGACAUGUUCUGAUCAUUUAAUGUUGAAAUGAAUUAAUUGGUCAUUGAUAUUGAAUUAUUGUGUUAUCAUUGUAAGAAAUCUAUUUGUAUAGUCUAAUUGUCUCGUCAGAUACCGUGGAAUAGUCCAGAAGUCAUUUUGGAUGUGGGUGGGAAGUGGGUACAGAUAUUUGUGACAGUGUUUUGGCACUUUUGAUACGUAUUUUGCCUUUCCUGAUUACGUCAAGAUGUGGACAGUUUUGCCAUUUUCCAUGAAUUAGCAGGUAUGUCUGUACGGCUUUGAAGGGGUUGACAACUGUAGGAAACAAAAAAGUCUGAGAGUAUUUCGUCUGUGACAGUGUGCAUGUGUAAUAGUGCUGUGCUCAGAUUUCACCGUGUGACCCUGUGCUAACUGUGGAGGUGACCUGUAGUGAUAUUGCUUUAGAGAAUGAGUCAUUUGUAGAGAGGGCAUGGUUUAAUCGAGUGUUGUUUGUUUGGAAAUGUGUAAGAAUACUCACGCGGGAAAGCCCUCUUGUUUUUCUCUCUUUUUUUGUUUUGUUACUGAUGUCAACAUUAUAAAUCUGUCAUUUUAAGCAUUGGUGUCUUGUUGCUACUCUUUCGUAACACCUCUAUCAUCUUCGGCACUUAUGUUGCCUUAUUGUGUUGCAAGUGCCGCUAUACUCUUACCAUAACAAAGCACUGGUGUGUGUGGUGUAAUGGAUGGUACCUACACUCUUCACUUUAUGCUCCGAAGGCGUGGAUUGGAAUUGUUGUAGAUAUUUCAUUGAGAGAUGAGUUUGGUUUGCUUCUGGGGAGUGUUUUUUUUUUUUUUUUUUUUCAAUUUUCAAAAUCGAAUGUCUGUCUAUUUGUUGGGACUUUGGUGGGUGGGAGAAUCCUUUGCACUGAAUCAAUAUAAAUUGUUCAGAAGCAAGCUUAGAAAAGCUAUUUGAAUGAAGAACGCCUUUAUAGUUGUAAAAUAUUUUUCUUAUUGAAAUUACACGAGUUUACCAAAUUAAUUGAUGGUGUGUUGAGAUCUACUGUGCCAUCUGUAGCAUUAGUGGCAGCAUUAGUAGUGUUACAUCCCUUUGUUUGUCUGAGUCAAGCCGGCCAGGGCUGAUACAUUCUCACAUGUCUGAUGUCUGGGGUCCGGGGCUUGCGGCACUUUGGUCUGACAGCAAUCUCGGACGUGUCUUAGUCUGUCUCUGGCAAAAUGUGGCCAUUUUCCCAUCAGUUGUUGGUAUAGCAGAGCACAGUUCUGUUCAAAGACAGCUGUUUUUCUUCUUUUUAUUUUCCUCUCUUCAUUUUUUCGCUAUUUGUGUUUUGUUCAUGCUUUGACAUGUGAGCAGCCAGUUGUGUUUUGUCAUAGUUGUGUUGGGGUCAGUGAGAGGAAUCAGCCAACUGCAGAGAUCUGUAGACAGGAUAGGCGUGUCAGAUCUGUCAGUGAUGAGUGUGUUAUCAAGACACAUGUGUCAUCUCUGUCAGUGACGAGUGUGUUAUCAAGACACAUGUGUCAUCUCUGUCAGUGAUGAGUGUGUUAUCAAGACACAUGUGUCAUCUCUGUCAGUGAUGAGUGUGUCAUCUCUGUCAGUGAUGAGUUUGUUAUCAAGACACAUGUGUCAUCUCUGUCAGUGAUGAGUUUGCUAUCAAGACACACGUGUCAUCUCUGUGAUGAGUGUGUUAUCAAGAGACAGAUGUGUCGUCUUUGUGUGGCGGGUGCCUGGUGUAUGCUUUGCUUUACUUUCCUUUGUUCUUUUCAGUGAUUUUUCUGUUACUUGUACCGUAAUGAAAAUUGUUGUUGCUGUGGCAAGAGAAUAGCGCUGUAAAUGUAGUAGUUUCAUUAAAUUAUCAGCCAUGAAAGCAAUGCCAAAGUUGAUCAUUAUUAAAUCGUUCAAGGAUUUUUUUCCUCGGUAAGGUGCGGUGGAGGUUUUUGAAUGUAACAGGUUGCCACACUGUAUGUCUCUCUACCUGAGGGGCUGUGGUGGUCACUUGGAAUGAAGCAGCUGGUGGAGGAAGUGAUUGUGAUGAAAUGUGAACUGUCUGUUGAAGAAGGUGCAGGACUUGAAGUUUUAGUAAGCAUUUUAACUUUAAUUGACAAUUUGUGUAGACUGUGUGUCUGUAAUCUGUAAAGUGAUGUGUGCUUGUGAGUCUGAGAGAGAGGGAGAGAGAGAAGUUGUGCAUGAGAGAUAUGGAGAAAAAGAAAUUGAGAUAGAGAGAGGUCAAGGUGGGUUGAGAGAGAGAGAGAGAGAGAGAUAAGAGUUGUAGAUUCAAGCACCUGUACAUGCCCAUCAAUGUACUAAUGAUUUUGACCAGGACGUCUCCACCAUUUUUGUAUCAUUUGGUUUCUGGAUUGCUUUAUUUGUUAGUUUUUAAAACAUUUCUUUUUGUUGCUACUUUUAUUUAUUUGUAAUGUUUCUUGCGCUUGUGAACAACCUUUUUAACAAUAAAUUUUGUCUUAUUGAAAUC
Messenger RNA from Aplysia californica (California sea hare), 4620 nucleotides. Its product is annotated as chromatin target of PRMT1 protein. NCBI's taxonomy places the organism in Eukaryota, Metazoa, Mollusca, Gastropoda, Aplysiida, Aplysiidae. The transcript has 7 exons. The coding region runs from base 217 to 1077 and encodes 286 amino acids. The record is from RefSeq and is a predicted model, not a curated record.